ACAACAACAAAACCGGCUACACAAUGUACAACGGAGAGAUAGAGAGACGCGAAAAUGCCGGUGCGCGAGAAACUCCGUCGGCGAUCGUCGCUUCAAAAGCAUUUUCGACGCGCAACAGUAACGACGCUGACGACGGUCCCGUCCCAGUCCCAAUAUCCGUUCACGCGAAUUAUACAAACGGUGGUCAGACGGCGGCUACACAGGCGACCAUAUUCCUCAGCCACAGCAACAACAGCCAUCAUCUCAACAAUAGAAAAAACCCGCCAAAUUUCCAGACAAACGCGUGUGUCAACGGCAACGGCAGCAACAACCAUACAGAGCAGAACGCAUCGCAAUUUGUGCCAAAUUUUAGCAAUUUAAAUUUUUACGCCCAACAGCCAACGUCAGCACAGAGCAACAACAACAACUACGACGUUUGCCAUCAACAGGUAUGCCAACACGGUUUACUAUCCGGAUUGCAUCCGUAGGACUCCCACGGGAUGCAAGAAUCGGGUUAACUAGAAUAAAGACAAAUACAUAAAAUCGUGUUAGAAAUGUGAAAUAUACAUAUUUAUUGAUAGU
Molecule: messenger RNA, 561 nt
Organism: Drosophila miranda
Lineage: Eukaryota; Metazoa; Arthropoda; Insecta; Diptera; Drosophilidae
Exons: 2
Coding region: 24-467 (147 amino acids)
Source: RefSeq, a predicted model, not a curated record